Messenger RNA from Letharia columbiana, 693 nucleotides. RefSeq lists its product as uncharacterized. The record is from RefSeq and is a predicted model, not a curated record. Bases 1 to 693 code for a protein of 230 amino acids. Gene Ontology annotation, molecular function: protein binding; zinc ion binding. Lineage: Eukaryota; Fungi; Ascomycota; Lecanoromycetes; Lecanorales; Parmeliaceae. The transcript has 3 exons.
AUGCGCACCUCACGCUCAUCAUCCAACGCCUCUUCAACAUCAACACCUUCAUCUCCAUCCUCAGACAACUUCCAGAUCUUUGUCAAGCUGCUAUCUGGAGACACCAUCCCUCUGACCGUCCCUUCAGACACCACGAUAUCAACCCUUCGCCAGCUACUCUCGUUGCGAACAUCCGCCCCAACAACAGACAUCCGCCUCGUCCACGCCGGCAAGCAUCUAACCUCCGCCGAUGCCUCAUCCGGCACAUCCACAACUCCAAUCUCUGACCUCCUACCCCCAUCCUCGACUCUCCACAUGGCCCUGCCCAUCCGCGGCGGCAUGCCAGCGAAGAAGAUAAAAUGCACGUUCAAAGAUUGCAAAGACGGAGCGCAGAGGAUAGUGGGUGAUUGCUCGUUCUGCCAAGGGCAUUUCUGCGGCAAGCAUAGGAUGUUGGAGGAUCACAAGUGCAGUGGGCUGGAAGACUGCAAGAAGGAGAGUCAUGAGCGGAACGCGGAUACUUUAAAUACCCAAAGGACGGUGGCUGUGAAGGGUCUCCGCUCAAUCGUCCAAUCUUCCGAUUUCAUCCCCUUCCAUCUGGAAGCGCUGUUGAUGGAAGCUGGGCAUUCAGGCAAGAGGUUCCGAGAAGCAUCGGCCUUUCCAAAGCCGGCCAUCAAAGCAAUAGGAGAGCACGAGCUGGAAGCCGGAUCCAUGUGA